This is a messenger RNA of Camelina sativa (false flax), 1094 nucleotides long. RefSeq lists its product as uncharacterized. NCBI's taxonomy places the organism in Eukaryota, Viridiplantae, Streptophyta, Magnoliopsida, Brassicales, Brassicaceae. The record is from RefSeq and is a predicted model, not a curated record.
GCACAGAAUCGGAGUAUCUCCGCGGCGGCGAGAGUGUGUCGCCGGAGAGUUCCCACCGGGAGAGUAAAGGGUCUGUGUUGGGUUCAUUGAGAAUCAAGAACAGGAAGGGAUCAUGUGGCUCUCGAUGGCGAGAGAAAGAGAGAGAUGAAGACAAAUUUUUUUUCCCUUUUCUAUUUUUUUGUCUGGCCAACAGAACGUUGACACGUUUAGUCUCUUAGAGCAAGAAUGGGUAUACUCUAUAAGAGGCUCCCUUAUGUUUUUUCUUUUGUUCUGAUUUAUUUUUUAGUUACCAAAAUGUUAAGUACUCCCCUAUGAACCUGCCGAUGGGGAAGGUCUAACUGAAGAUCAGAUUCAGAUAGAUGGGAAGCAAACUAAAACCCUAGUUGAAGAGAACCAAGGAGGUGUGGAGGAAGAAUCAAAAACCCUAAUUGAAGACCAAAGGGAUGGGGAGGAAGAAUCAAAAACCCUAAUUGAAGAUUUGAAUGUAACAGAGGAAGGGGAAGAGGAAGAGGAAGAGUGUAUGUUGUGCACGUACAUAAAGGGAGGUGAGUGCAAGGAUGCGUUCAUAAAAUUGGAGAGAUGUUGGAAUGAAGCAAUGAAGAAUAAUGAAGACGAAACAAGUAAAUGUAAAGAGGCUAGACUCAUGUUCAAGGCUUGUAUGAAUGAUAACCCUGUUUACUAUGAGCCUAUUCUUGCUUUUGAAGCUAGAGAGAGGGCUAAGAUGUUGAGCGAGUUGUUGAACGCGGAAAAGGAGGCUAUUCUCGCUGGUGAUGCUGCAGUCAUUGCGAGAACGUUAAACGUGCUGCAAAAAGACGAUGCUGAGCCUAUUACCGUUCUUCCUGCUGAAGCUGCAGCUACUGGGAAGGCGUUUAGCGAGUUGGAAGCUGGAAAGAAGAAGGAGAAGGAAGCAGAGGGAGCCAAGGGAAACGAGAGUGAUCAUCAGAAUCAGAAUUAGGAUAUUCCGAUUUUUUGUUUGUCUAAACCCUUAAUUUUGUUUAAGGUUGUCUUUUUAGUUCUUACUACAACAUUGAGUUAUGCUAAUGAUGCAUCUGUUAUUGCCACCUUCUUCUGCAAAAAAAGACUAUUUAAUCGGU